Arachis stenosperma is the source of this 1993-nucleotide messenger RNA. Its product is annotated as putative WEB family protein At1g65010, chloroplastic. The transcript has 2 exons. Lineage: Eukaryota; Viridiplantae; Streptophyta; Magnoliopsida; Fabales; Fabaceae. The record is from RefSeq and is a predicted model, not a curated record. The coding region runs from base 315 to 1979 and encodes 554 amino acids.
UUCUAAGUAUAGAACCUUCUUUUACUAAAUGAAGAUGAUUCAUAAUGUUUAGCCUGCUUUAUUUUCCUACAUGUCUUUCUUCCACUGAUUCCGCUCCCUAGUAUCUUGUGAUAUCACGAAAUUCUCGGCUUCAUGAUCAAUCUUAAUUAUAUAUCAUUACCUUAUUUUCUCCAUCAAAACUUUCUUGAUUCAUUUCCUAACAAAAUCAUCAAGAAGAAGAAUCAUCAGCACGCACCUAAAGUCCUCGGUAUAUCUACCUUGUUGUGAUUGUGAAUGUGAUUUGUGAUCAAUAACAAUAUUGGUAGAUAUUGAAAAUGCAACAACACUCUUAUAGUAACCAAAAAAUGGAGGAGCAAAUGAGAAAAGCUGAGGAAUCAUCAUGGCUGGGAACCAAGAGAGGAAAAUUUGGCAUGAAAGAUAACAACAGCAACAGCAAGAAGUACUCUUCUUCCUUCGACAAACUGAAGAGGGAGUUAGACGAUCGGAGAUAUUCCGAGGAGAUGGCAAUGAGCACUGUUUCCGAUUUUAAAAGGAGGGUUCUAGAAUUGGAAACCGAGCUCAACAAGAGAAAAGAAUCCGAGGCAAAUUUGUUUGAAACUUUGGUUGUACAGACAAAGCAACUUGAACAAAGCAAGAUUUUUCUCGAAGAGUCGAAAAUUGAAGUUGCUUCUCUCAAAGAGAAGAUAAAAGCAAUUCAACAGGAUGGAAUUGAAAAAGAGGCAAAAUUGAGUGCAAUACAAGGAAUUCAAGAUGGUGAGGCACUUUCUUCCAAGUUAUAUGAUCUUAUUGAAGAAGUGAACUCAUUGAAGAAUGAGUUAAAGCUGGCAACGGAGGCAGAGGAGAAUAGCAAGAAGGCUAUGGAUGACUUAGCGUUCGCGCUUAAAGAAGUCGCAACCGAGGCAAACCAAGUGAAGGCCAAGCUUACAUUGAGCCAAGUUGAACUCGAGCAUGCGAAGGGCGAAGCAGAGAGAUGGAGGGCAAUGAUGGAAAGCACGGAGGAGAAGUACAAGGAGGCUCUUGAGAUGACAAGGAAAGAAGCAGAUAGAUACCAGAACACGGUUGAGAGGCUAAGGUUGGAGGCAGAGGAAUCUCUCUUAGCAUGGAAUGUGAAGGAAACAGAGUUUGUGAACUGCAUUAAGAGGGCUGAAGAGGAAAGGUUGCUUGCGCAACAAGAAAACGCUCGAUUGCUUGAAUUGCUUAGGGAAGCGGAGAGCAAAUCAAAGGAUGACAACCAUAAACUUCGUGACAUACUCAAACAGGCUUUGAAUGAGUCCAACGUGGCGAAAGAAGCCGCGGAGAUCGCUAGGGCCGAGAAUGCUAGGCUGCAGGAUAGCCUAGCAUUGCUAGUGCAAGAAAACGAGAUGCUAAAGAUUCAUGAAGCUGCGUCAUUUGAAAACAUCAGGGAGUUAAAGCGAAUGCUUUCAGAAUCUACCUUAAAGGAGUAUAGAAAUGAGGAAUUUCAGAAGUCAUUUUUGUCAUCGUCAUCAACGAAAGAAUUGGGAAGAAGUAGAUCCAGAACUAAUAAUUUGUCAAUGGAUCAAAGAGAUUCUACUACCAAACAGACUAGGAGUUUGAGCAAAACUUUUAGUCUUAAUCUUAAGGAUAUGAUAAUGAGUCCCAGUAGACAACAACAAAAGGUGGUAGGAAACAAUAACAAUAAUGAAGAUGCUUCAAACAGAGAAAGUCCAAGUGAGGAUUCACUACUAAAGGGUUCAAUUUUUGAUGAGGUGGAUUCAUCUGAUUCAGGAUCCAAUCACUAUGAUUAUUUAGAUAUGGGAACUCCAGAUAUGGAGCUUUAUCAGGCAGAUGAAUCUUUUACUGAUUCUGAGAGUGAGAGAAACACGAGGAAGAGAAGGGCUUUGCUUAGAAGGUUUGGUGAUCUCAUAAGAAGAAAGAGUUCUCAUACCAAUUAUCCAACCACAAGGUCAAAGGAAUCAUCCAUUGUUGAGGAACAUCAGUUACAAAACAUGAAUUGCUAAAAAGGUUCAUCAAA